GACAGAUGAUUGGGUGGAUCUGACAGCGUUAAAAUUUAUGACACACGUAAAAACUUCCGAAAAAUAAAAUUUGAUGAAAAUUUAAAGUCCGAAAACACAACAACAUGAGAGAAGAUUGCAAGUCAACUUUGAGUUCACUUAGCUCUUCUGUUCUUCUUCCAACAACCUGCGAUCCUUCUGAUCUGCGUCCGAGCCCUGUUGGUUUUUCGGUGGUUCUUUGUUACGAAUUGUGUUCCAGAAAAUGAGUUCAAAAAGAGGUGGGAGAUCUUCCACUGUGGCAACCAAUGAUGGUUCUUCUUCCAAAGGGAAAAAUGCAUCGGAGUGUCUUCAAAAAAUUGAGCAAUUGACUCAUGAUGUUGCUGAUGUUAACCUUCAGUCAGGAGAAGAUGAUGGUGAAUGGGUGGUAUAUUCAAGGAAAUCCAGGAAUAGAGCCAAAAGAAGUGCUGCAAAACCAUGGAGUCCUCCGGUUACUUGGUAUGAUGGAGGAGUUGGAAGGGCUUCUGGUUAUGCAACUGGAAAUCCUUGGGAGUCCCAAAAUGCUAACUUCAGGAGAACUGCAGAAGGAACUGCCAGGACCCAGUUAAAUGCAAGUAAAUCUGAAAGCAGCAAUGUGAUUUCUAGUCCAUUAAUUCGACCUCCCUUGGAGCAUGGGUGGAAUUGGCAAUCUAGAACUGAUUCCAGGCAGCACCGGGGUGAUGAUAACAUGGUAAAGGAUGAGAUUACUGAAGAAUCCCCAGUGAAGAAUGAUGGUGUUGAUGAAGAGGGAGAGGAGGGCUUUGGUGCAAUGGAAGAUACUGAUGACGAUCUCAUGAGUGAUGACUAUGAUUCUGAUACUAGUCAAAAGAGCCAUGAGACUCGAAAGAAGAGCAAAUGGUUUAAGGUUUUCUUUAAGAAUUUUGAUAACCUACCAAUUGAUAAGAUUAACGAACCAGAAAGACAGUGGCACUGUCCGGCUUGUCGAGGUGGUCCUGGUGCCAUUGAUUGGUACAGAGGGCUUCAGCCUCUGAUUACUCAUGCCAAAACAAAAGGGUCAAAAAGGGUGAAGAUCCACAGGGAGUUUGCUGAGCUUUUGGAUGAGGAAUUGCUCAGAAGAGGUACUGCAGUAAUUCCACCAGGGGAAGUGUUUGGUAAGUGGAAAGGCUUGAAAGAUGAGGAGAAAGAUCAUGAAAUCGUUUGGCCUCCAAUGGUUGUCAUUCAAAACACAAGGCUGGAACAGGAUGAAAAUGAUAAGUGGCUAGGUAUGGGAAACCAAGAGCUUCUUAAUUAUUUUAGCACAUAUGAUGCUGUGAAAGCUCGACACUCUUAUGGCCCCCAUGGUCAUCGAGGGUUGAGUGUUUUGAUAUUUGAAGCCUCAGCUAUAGGUUAUCUUGAGGCUGAGCGUCUUCACAAAGACUUUGCAGAACAAGGAACUGACAGAAAUGCUUGGUUUAGCCACCACCGUAGAUUAUUUCUUCCUGGUGGCCGGAGACAGCUCUAUGGCUACAUGGCAGUAAAAGAAGACCUGGACAUUUUCAACAGACACUGCCAAGGUAAAUCUAGGCUGAAAUAUAACAUGAGAUCAUACCAGGAGAUGGUCGUAAACCAACUUCGGCAAAUGAAUGAGGACAACCAGCUACUUGUUUAUUUGAAGGACAGGGAUGUCAGAAAACAAAAACAAACAAAAGCUCUUGAAGAAUCCUUGGAUAUAGUGACUGAGAAGCUGCGAAGGACAAUGGAGGAAAAUCGCAUAGUGAGGUUGAGAACUAAAAUGCAACACGAAGAGAACAAGGAAGAGAUGUACAUGCAAGAACAAUUUUUCAAGGAGCAGAUCAGAAUCAUUCAAGAUUCAAGGGCUGCAAAGGAAGAAGAGUUUGAGAGGAUGCAGCAGGAGAAACGUGAGAAGGUGAAGCCAUUAAGUUCUAGCCCUUUGGAUGACAGGGUUGAUGAAUAUCUAAAAUUUGUUGAGUUUCAAGAUAAAGAAAUGGAAAACUUUGUUGCUGAAGAGGAGAAACUGAGAAAAGCUCAUAAAGAGAAUGUUGCUGCAAUGAUAAAGAGACAUUGGGAGGAAAAGGUGCAGUUGGAGGAAAGUUUUAAUGAAGGACUAUCUAAGCUCAUGGAAAAGUACUCCCUUUCUCACCAAGAAACCAAGUUCAAUGCUAUCUGAUGAUAGGCUGUUGCACAUUGCAGAAAAAAAUACUGAAAAGUAAACAGAAGAUCAAUGGUUACAGAGAUUGUUCUGAGUUGAAGAAGGAAGAGCCAUAGAUAAGAAAUUUAGUUCUUGAAGAUAAGGAUAUGCCUGGAGACAGAGAGCUCUCUAAAUACAAAUGACAUUGCAUAUUCUCUGUUCUUUAUUACUGAUUUUCAAUGUCUUAUUUCAAUUUUCUCUAACAUAGAACACACUUAGGUCAAAAUGGUAUAUAUUUAUUAUAUAU
This is a messenger RNA of Vigna radiata var. radiata (mung bean), 2411 nucleotides long. RefSeq names its product protein SUPPRESSOR OF GENE SILENCING 3. The record is from RefSeq and is a predicted model, not a curated record. The transcript is spliced from 5 exons. Bases 242 to 2143 code for a protein of 633 amino acids. Gene Ontology annotation, biological process: defense response to virus; regulatory ncRNA-mediated gene silencing. NCBI's taxonomy places the organism in Eukaryota, Viridiplantae, Streptophyta, Magnoliopsida, Fabales, Fabaceae.